AUGAGUGAGAAAGCCGCAUCCAGCCCUGCAGCCACGGCUGUGACGGCUGUGACGGAAGCGACGGAGGUGAUGGAGGAGGAGGAAGAUGAGGAGGCCAUCUAUGAGGCGCACCGUGAAGAGCUUCUGGCGAUGCUGCGAAGCGGGGGCCAG
Messenger RNA from Effrenium voratum, 150 nucleotides. The record is from the annotation of a GenBank genome assembly. NCBI's taxonomy places the organism in Eukaryota, Dinophyceae, Suessiales, Symbiodiniaceae.